This is a messenger RNA of Globicephala melas (long-finned pilot whale), 8543 nucleotides long. It is a transcript of the gene PCDH19, whose product is annotated as protocadherin 19. Lineage: Eukaryota; Metazoa; Chordata; Mammalia; Artiodactyla; Delphinidae. Gene Ontology annotation, cellular component: plasma membrane. Gene Ontology annotation, molecular function: calcium ion binding. Gene Ontology annotation, biological process: homophilic cell-cell adhesion. The record is from RefSeq and is a predicted model, not a curated record.
UCGGCCUCGGAGGGGUGUGGAGAGGCGAGGCCAGGCAGAGCCCCGCGCAGCCAUGGAGUCGCUCCUGCUGCCGGUGCUGCUGCUGUUGGCUGUACUGUGGACACAGGCGGCCGCCCUCAUUAACCUCAAGUACUCGGUAGAAGAGGAGCAGCGCGCCGGGACGGUGAUCGCCAACGUGGCCAAGGACGCGCGCGAGGCGGGCUUUGCACUGGACCCACGGCAGGCCUCUGCCUUUCGUGUGGUGUCCAACUCCGCUCCGCACCUGGUGGACAUCAACCCCAGCUCGGGCCUGUUGGUCACCAAGCAGAAGAUCGACCGUGACUUGUUGUGCCGCCAGAGCCCCAAGUGCAUCAUCUCGCUUGAGGUCAUGUCCAGCUCAAUGGAGAUCUGCGUGAUUAAGGUGGAGAUCAAGGACCUGAAUGACAACGCGCCCAGCUUCCCGGCGGCACAGAUUGAGCUGGAGAUCUCAGAGGCGGCCAGCCCUGGGACGCGCAUCCCGCUGGACAGCGCCUAUGACCCGGACUCGGGCAGCUUCGGCGUGCAGACGUACGAGCUCACGCCUAACGAGCUAUUUGGCCUGGAGAUCAAGACGCGCGGCGACGGCUCGCGCUUUGCAGAACUCGUGGUGGAGAAGAGUCUGGACCGGGAGACGCAGUCGCACUACAGCUUUCGCAUCACUGCGCUCGACGGCGGCGACCCGCCGCACCUGGGCACUGUUGGCCUCAGCAUCAAGGUGACCGACUCCAAUGACAACAACCCUGUGUUUGGCGAGUCCACCUAUUUAGUGACCGUGCCAGAGAACUCACCUCCCAACACGCCUGUCAUCCGUCUCAACGCCAGUGACCCAGACGAAGGCACCAAUGGCCAGGUGGUCUACUCCUUCUAUGGCUACGUCAACGACCGCACUCGAGAACUCUUCCAGAUCGACCCGCACAGCGGCCUGGUCACGGUCACUGGUGCCCUAGACUAUGAAGAGGGCCAUGUGUACGAACUGGAUGUGCAGGCCAAGGACCUGGGGCCCAACUCCAUCCCGGCACACUGCAAGGUCACCGUCAGCGUUCUGGACACCAAUGACAACCCGCCGGUCAUCAACCUGCUGUCGGUCAACAGCGAGCUGGUGGAGGUGAGCGAGAGCGCCCCACCGGGCUACGUGAUUGCACUGGUGCGGGUGUCUGAUCGAGACUCCGGCCUCAAUGGGCGCGUGCAGUGCCGUUUGCUGGGCAACGUGCCCUUUCGUCUGCAGGAGUAUGAAAGCUUCUCCACUAUCCUGGUGGACGGACGACUGGACCGCGAGCAGCACGACCAGUACAAUCUCACGAUCCAGGCGCGCGACGGCGGCGUGCCCAUGCUGCAGAGCUCCAAGUCCUUUACCGUGCGCAUCACCGACGAGAACGACAACCACCCGCACUUCUCCAAGCCCUACUACCAGGUCAUUGUGCAGGAGAACAACACUCCCGGUGCCUAUCUGCUCUCUGUGUCGGCCCGAGACCCCGACCUGGGUCUCAAUGGCAGUGUUUCCUACCAGAUCGUGCCGUCGCAGGUGCGGGACAUGCCUGUCUUCACCUAUGUCUCCAUCAACCCCAACUCGGGUGACAUCUAUGCGCUGCGAUCCUUCAACCACGAGCAGACCAAGGCAUUUGAAUUCAAGGUGCUGGCCAAGGACGGCGGCCUGCCCUCGCUGCAGAGCAACUCCACUGUUCGGGUCAUCAUCCUCGACGUCAAUGACAAUACCCCAGUCAUCACCGCCCCACCCCUGAUCAACGGCACCGCUGAAGUCUACAUACCCCGCAACUCGGGCAUAGGCUACCUGGUGACCGUUGUCAAAGCAGACGACUACGAUGAGGGCGAGAAUGGCCGGGUCACCUAUGACAUGACAGAGGGCGACCGCGGCUUCUUUGAAAUAGACCAGGUCAAUGGCGAGGUCAGAACCACUCGCACCUUCAGCGAGAGCUCCAAAGCUUCCUACGAGCUUAUUGUGGUGGCCCACGACCACGGCAAGACGUCUCUCUCCGCCUCUGCGCUCGUCCUAAUCUACCUAUCCCCUGCUCUCGACGCCCAAGAGUCGAUGGGUUCGGUGAACUUGUCCUUGAUUUUCAUUAUCGCCCUGGGCUCCAUUGCUGGCAUCCUCUUUGUCACUAUGAUCUUUGUGGCGAUCAAGUGCAAGAGAGACAACAAAGAAAUCCGGACCUACAACUGCAGAAUCGCUGAGUACUCCUAUGGGCAUCAAAAGAAAUCAAGCAAGAAGAAAAAAAUCAAUAAGAAUGACAUCCGCCUGGUACCCCGGGAUGUGGAGGAGACAGACAAGAUGAACGUUGUCAGUUGCUCCUCCCUGACCUCGUCCCUCAACUAUUUCGACUACCACCAGCAGACCCUUCCUCUGGGCUGCCGCCGCUCUGAGAGCACUUUCUUGAAUGUGGAGAACCAGAAUACCCGCAAUACCAGCGCCAACCACAUCUACCAUCACUCUUUCAACAGCCAGGGCCCCCAGCAACCAGACCUGAUCAUCAACGGUGUGCCUCUGCCCGAGACUGAAAACUAUUCUUUUGACUCCAACUACGUGAACAGCCGAGCCCAUUUAAUCAAAAGCAGCUCCACCUUCAAGGACUUAGAGGGCAACAGCCUGAAGGAUAGCGGCCAUGAGGAGAGUGACCAGACCGACAGUGAGCAUGAUGUCCAGCGAAGCCUGUAUUGUGACACGGCUGUCAAUAAUGUGCUGAACACCAGCGUGACCUCCAUGGGAUCUCAGAUGCCUGACCAUGAUCAGAAUGAAGGAUUUCAUUGCAGGGAAGAAUGCCGGAUUCUUGGCCACUCUGACAGGUGCUGGAUGCCCCGGAACCCCAUGCCCACCCGCUCCAAGUCCCCUGAGCAUGUGAGGAACAUCAUUGCACUGUCCAUUGAAGCUACUGCUGCCGAUGUUGAAGCUUAUGAUGACUGCGGCCCCACCAAGCGGACUUUUGCAACCUUUGGAAAGGAUGUCAGCGACCACCCAGCUGAGGAGAAGCCCACCCUGAAAGGCAGGAGGACUGUUGAUGUGACCAUCUGCAGCCCCAAAGUCAACGGCGCUAUCCGGGAGGCAGGCAAUGGCUGUGAGGCUAUUAGCCCUGUCACCUCCCCUCUGCACCUCAAGAGCCCUCUGCCUACUAAGCCUUCUGUGUCUUACACCGUUGCCCUGGCGCCCCCGGCCCGCGAUCUAGAGCAGUAUGUCAACAAUGGCCCUUCUCGUCCCUCUGAAGCUGAACCCCGUGGAGCUGAUGGCGAGAAAGUCGUGCAUGAGGUCAGCCCUAUUCUGAAGGAAGGUCGAGACAAAGAGUCUCCUGGCGUGAAGCGUCUGAAGGAUAUCAUUCUCUAAAUCAGUCUUGGGGAAGAAGAGAGAGAAACCAUGCUGGCUAGCAAAGAAGCAGGAGCUGAUCGUUUUAAUUGCUCACCAAUGGUUGGUUCUUGAGUGGCUGUAUUUCAGAGCUUUCCCUAAAUGUAUUGUUUAUAAGUGACUAUCAUUCUGUGACAAUCCCUCUCGUUUCAACAGGCAGCAGGGGUGUUCCGUUGGAGCAAAUUAGCUUUGGCUUGAGUUGUUCAUGGGGCCUUGAUGUUGGGGAAGCAGAGACAAAUUCAGUUGUGAAAAGUAUUAUGUAUUAAGUGUUUGGAUUUAUAUAUUUUUGUAUGUCAAAAUUAUAAUAAAAAUUACCAUUGUUUGUGGAGGAUUACAUUUUAAAAAAGCAAAAAAAAAAAAAGCUCUGGACACCUUUAAUAGGCUCGCCACUGUUUUGUAGUGUAGACAAGUUAAUGGUCAUUUAUUGUGUACUAUUCAUUGAUUCAGUGAUGUGAAAUCAAGCCCCCAAAUGGUUGUUUCUGAAGCUCGAGUACUUUCCAAUGCCACUACUUUGCUGUGGACAUCCCUGCUUUAAGAACCCUUUUGCUAGCUGUGCUAUUGUCAUAUUUGAUAUUGCAAAUUGCUACGUGUGUGGUGAUGGCAAAAGGCUUUUAGAAGUUGGUGUUUUUUUCUUAAAAAACUAAAAUAAAACUACAGAUAAAAACAAAGUGCAAACCACUGAGACAACAAGUGAAUGAGUAACACCACACAUAUAGAUUGAGUACUUGGAGGAUACUCACUCACAGAGUCUACCCACGGAGUGGUUGCUCACCACGUUGCAGGGUAUUUUUCCUGACUUUCAGUCUUCUGCCCAGAUCCAUGAUAGAUCAUUGCAGAAAGACAUUCUUGGAUAUUCUGCUAUCUAAUUUGCAGCUGUCAGAAAUACUGUGCUGAAAAUUUUAUGAGAUCAAUUUUUCUGAUUUUCAGGCCCUGAACAGGAAAGCUGCUCCUGAAGUUAUCAGUUUCCAGGCUUAGAAAUUCCUUAUCUCCAAUCAUCUAAAACUCAAAAAGACUGAAUCUAUUUUGAGUUCUAAAUAAGCAUCUUUUCAGACACACACUUCCUGAUUCAGUGUUUCCCCGUCAUGAUUAGAAUUAGACUGCAAAGCAUGUCAUGGGCUGGAAUUGAGAACUCCAUGUUGCUCUGUAUCGUAGGAUUAUAAAUAGGGAUAGAGUAAGCAGUACAAAGUGUACAUUUAGGAAAAGACAGGUAACAGGUAACAGCAUCAUUAAUUCAAUUACUGUGCCUUCUAAAUGGAGACACUUGGACACUUGAACUCGUCUUUUUAUGACUAACACUUUUUUUUAAAUUAAAAAUGUGAACAGGAAACUAUCAAAAAUGCAUUACAUUUAGCUAACUCUUUGCUGUAGGCUAGGAAUACAUCUUUUUUAUUAACAAGUUUGUUACACACAUUCUUUUUUUGUUUGUUUAACAUUCCUCGAACUCCCGUUUAUUUACUGUCUAUUAAUAUUCACUAGCCAACAUAGUAUUCUUGCAGCCUAAGAGUUCAUUAUUUAAAAAUAGACAAAUAUGUCACCUUUGCUCUGCCUUGGUCUUAAAAGAGUUGUUUCUAGAGAAACAAGUUUUGUGGUUAUGUUCUCAUUUGUUUCAUUUUUUGAAAUUCAAGAGUAUCUAGCAAAAAAAGGCUUAGAGGUUAGAGCACUAAGAAUGCAAAAGAGGAUUUAUUUUCUUAAAUUUAGGUAGAUAAGUCUGAUCUUUUAAAUGUUUUAGUUAUUUUUUGCCUGAGUUCCUGGCUUUAUACAUUACUAGGAAUAUUUUCUUUUGCAGGAGGGAUGGUUUUGGGGAGGGUGGGUAAGGCAGUGGGGAUGGGGUUACGUAGGGGAGAAUAUUUCUGAAAAAGAAGUUAUAAUGAAGCUACAAAUUCAUCCUUAUUUCUUAUUCAGUGAUGAAUACUACCUCAUGCAAAAUAUUGGUGUGGCUGCAAAUUUCCCUCUGAAACUGACACAAUUAGAAAUCAAUUACCAUAGCAUCUUCAUUUUGGAUCAUUUUAUUCUCUUGCUUUUUUCCCCUUUGAUUCAUUUCAUUUUAGUAGUAGAUUUUGAAUUAGGUAUUUAUUUCUGUUUGCAAGUGAAUAGACUAUUUGAUUAACACAUUAAAAAUUAAUUUUUUUCCAUUUAAGUUAUGAUGGCUGCCUGUAGAAUUUAGACUGUUCCUCACCUGAUCCAUCCUGAUAUCAUGUUGUUGGCUACCACCUCAAGGUCGCUUUCAAGUCAGAUUUGACAGUUUUUGUAUAGGUGUAUUUCUUAUUAUGCUCAGUCAGAAUGAGGGAGCUGAAAAGAUUGUGGCAAGUGGGAACAUUCAAUGUUAUGUGGCUAUUGAGCCAGAGGGGCCACUGGCUGCCAUGUCUUUACACUAACCAUUUUAAACCAGCCAAGUUUAAAAUGUUAGUGUAGGGGUGACAUUGAUUCUGCUUUUCUCUUGUGUUUAUUUUCCUCCAAUUUUUUUCCCAGAAUUCAGUUUUAAGCGAUAGACCAAUCCUUUUUCCUUCUCAAAAUACUUGUUCACAAUGGGCAGUCAGACAUUUUUUUUGGCUUCCAAACCCUUUAUUGAGCAUGUUCAGAGAAUUCCCUUCAUUAAGAAAAUAUCUUUUUUUUUUCUCCUCUACAGUUGUUUGAUGUAUACAUCCUCCCAGAAGCACAAGUGCAUCCUAGGAGGGCUUUGUAAGCUGGUUUUAUAGGCAGGCUGUGGCUGCAAAUAGGAAUUUUGUGCAAGGAUCCUAAAUUUCUCUUUUGGCUCAUGUUUUUCUCCCCUUCUUUUGAGCAUGUCUGAUGAAAAGCCACAAAGGCCAGAGGGCCAAAUAUUCUCUUCUUUUCCUCUCUAAACAUGUUACACAUUUAAAUAUGAGGUAGCAAUUUCAGUUCCUAAAUCGUAGGGAGUUCUAUUCCAUUUAUUCUGAUGCCCCUUUUGGGGAGGAGUUGGUGUUGAGACGUGACUUGCUUUACUAAUAACUGUUCUGGGCACGUCCCUGAGCAGAUGAACAUCUUCAUGCAAUAUAAAGGUUUUAGUUUGCAUUGAUUGAUUGCUUCUCCCCAAAUAUGGGAAUACACUACAUACAAGGAAUAGGAAGAAGGGAGCCAUGCUGUGUGGAGUCUCUUUUUUCUUUUCCCUAUACUGACUAAUCUAUGAACCUGUUCAGAAGGAAACUUACCAUCCCUUUGAUUCUCUUAAAGCCAGCAGAAUAAAUUAUGGCCCACCUUAUUGCCCAAAUAGGUAAUGGGCCAAGGGACCCCGCAGUUCCUGAUUUUCAAAGUGUAGUCCCUGGACCAGCAGCACCAACAUCACUUGGGAACUUGUUAGAAAUGGUAACUCUCCAUCCUCAUGCAGACCAACUGAAGCAGAACCUCUGGAGGUGGGACCUAGCAAUCCAUAUGGAUCAGAUGCCCACUAAAGGUUGAGGACUAGUUAAAGCACGGGUUGAUGGGCCCCACACUUAGAGUUUCUGGUUCAGUAGGUCUGGAAUGGGGCCUGAGUCUUUGCUGAUUUCAAAAUUCCCAGGUGAUGCUGAUGCAGCUGGUCCAGGGACCACACUUUGAGUAUCACUGCUCCAGUGUGAACCUGCCUAAUAGAGCUAAUUGCACCUAAGGUGCCCAUUUAAACUGAUUAGUCGGUGACCCUCUCACCACUAAUCAAAAAUAUUAAAGGAAUACAACUUAGAACUCUGAAAAUUGGAACCACCCAGAGUGUCAUCCCAAUAGUGUUACUUCAGCAUACAACUGAUUGUCUGAAGGGAAUUCAGCUGAACUUUUCGUAUAGCUCUAUCGUAUUAACAAGCAAAACAAAAGCAGUUCACUUGAAGCAGCAAGGAUAAAGGGCAGUUCUGGGAGAGGCAAGGGUGUAGCGAUAGCUUGACUGUGCAUUCAGGGUGGGAAAAGGAUUAUUAUUGUACAUAAUAGAAGUUCUGGCUGGGAUUCCAAUUCACUUUAUGGGGAUCAUUUUGAUGUUGAAUGUUCCCCAAAGCAUCCUGACAAGUAUGGUCCACUUGGCUCUUUACCCAGGGUAAUAAGAACCUGCCUUUGAAAAACUGGCAUAAAUGAGCUUAAGAAGUCCAUUGUAUACAGUCCUAGUGUUUGCCUUCUUGGUAAAAUUACAUUUAGGGAUGUCAUUUCAUGAGUCAAAUUGUAUCUGCUGACACUGAAGUGUAUUGAGAUGUUGUUCUUUAGUUUAAGUAUGUAACAAAGUAAUAUUCAAAGGGGAUGUGUGGGGGUGGGGCUGGGACUGGGUGGCUUUAUAUUGAUAUGAAAUAUUCCAGAGCAAAACACAUUGUCCUAAUGAAGUUAUUGCAGCUCUCUUUGUUUUCUUGUGAGGCUGGAAUUGGCCUGUGGGUCACAUGUUGUGCAAAGUGAAUUAAUUUCCAAUAGAACUCAUAUUGCUUUUGUAAAACAAAGAAAAUCAACCACCUUGUCUGAAAUAUAUAUCGUAAGGCGCUCUUGGUAAAGAACAACCCACAAAAACUUGAUCUUGAUUGGAAAGCACUGUAGGUCAUUAGGGAAAACUGAUGAUGCUGAUUGUUGCUCCAGCUGUGUUGGCAAUUAAAGAUGACCUUGUUACUAACUGAAAGUUGCUGUCAACCUUAGCAAACAAACCAGCUAACACCAUUACAGCACUGGUUAAGUAGAUUUUUACUGGCACUGGCUGGCGUUCAUCUGAGGAAGGCUAGGAUACAGACUUUAAUGACCAAGAGCCAGACUAGCUCGAGCUAGAAAUUCAGCAACAAAUACCUCCUGUGCUAUUUGAAUGCUAAGGUAUUAGUUGCAAAAGGCUUACGCCUUCGCUCCUCUAGUGAGGGGAAUGAGCCUGAUGACACUAUUACUGUUUACGUGUCAAACCAGGGUGGAAAUUUAGAGGGAUGCAAGUACAGUAUGUCUCAUUAAGCAGUCUCUGUUGCUGACUAUAUGAAGAUGAAAUUGUUGUAUAUGCUGAUCUGUAUGUUAUGUACAUUUUCACAGUGAUUGAAUCAUUGUAAAAAGAAAAAAGACAAAAAAGAAUCACCACUCUAUUUUAUGAAGAUGAUAAAGCAGCUUUAUUAAAUUAUUACAGUUAUGUUUUAGACAGUGUUAUCUGCCACAUUGUUUCCUUUUAUCUGGUGGUUCUCUGUUUUCCCCUUAAUGUGUUUUCUCUGCUUCAAAAAUUUAAUGCAUUUUAGUAUUAAAGGCUAUU